CUGCAUUUGCAUUGACCUCUAAAUCUUUGAAACUCGAAUUAAAUCGUGCAGUAAUAAUCGUAGUAAAAAAUGGUUCUAUCCAUGGAAAGAUGGAUCGGGAAGGUAGCUGUAGUGACCGGUGCCAGUUCUGGAAUAGGAGCAGCCAUUGCUAAGCAACUAGUUGAAAAUGGUCUUUUGGUGGUAGGAGUUGCCAGAAGGGUAGAGAGAAUCGAAGAUUUAGCCAAAACGCUGGGCGAUAAGAAAGGGAAAUUGUUGGCUUACAAAGCAGACCUGUCCAAUCGAGAAGAAAUUAAGCUACUCUUCGAUUGGACCAGCGAUAAUGCUGGACCGGUUGCAAUUUUGAUCAACAAUGCUGGAAUUCACACAAGAACGACUAUAGUCGAUGGAGAUGUAGAGGCAUGGAAGAAAACCAUUGAUGUGAAUUUAAUGGCAACAUGCGUGGCUUCCAGAGAAGCGAUUAGCGUAAUGAGAAAAAAUAACAUCGAUGGUCACGUUAUCAAUAUAAACAGCAUUUUAGGCCAUGGGAUUUGGAAUUCUCCGAAUAUGGAUAUUUAUCCAGCAACGAAAUAUGCUGUGACAGCUUUUACGGAAACUCUACGGUUCGAAUUGGUUAAUCUGAAAUCGAAAAUAAAAGUUUCGAGUGUUAGCCCAGGUGUGGUGGAUACGGAGAUUUUCGAGAAUAUGGACAGAAGUGAAUUCGAGAAUAUAAAGAAACGCAUGCUGAACCCGGAGGAUAUUGCUGAUGGAGUUGUUUAUGCGCUUUCCACUCCACCUCACGUUCUAGUAAAAGAAGUAAUAAUCAAGCCUGUUGGUGAACCAUAUUAAAUAAACCCUGGAAUUUAAUCAAUUAUUUACAUACAAUAAUCCGCCUUUGUGUUUUUUUUAACCUAUCAAAUAAAAUUAUAAAUUAUUUAAAAAAAUAUAUCUACAUAUUUAGUUGU
Molecule: messenger RNA, 941 nt
Organism: Phyllotreta striolata
Lineage: Eukaryota; Metazoa; Arthropoda; Insecta; Coleoptera; Chrysomelidae
Source: the annotation of a GenBank genome assembly